AUGUUCGAGUGCAUCUGUAAGAAUAGUUACUCUGGAGAAUUUUGUGAAAAAAGUAAGUUUAAAUUAUUAAAUUUGAUGCAAGAUUCGCCAUUGCGCUGCAUGUCUUUAAAGUAUCUGCAGAUUUUCCUUAAGUUUAUUUUAUGGUUAAAACAGCCUUUACAGAAUUUUAUCCACGUAUUUUUCCCCACUCCUGGGCAUAGUUCAUCUGAUGGUACAAAAUAAAAAAAACAAACAAACAAACAAAAAAACCGGUAAUUUACCAAAUAUCCUAUAGCUAGAUUCAUUCCUCUCUUUUUUGUAUUUUGUAGUAUUUCCAGCCGUUCAGCUUCAGAACUGCUCUCAAGCUCCCAAGAAAACUGGGAUUUACAACAUUUUCAAUCACGGAUCAGGGCCUUUCCCUGUCUACUGCGACCAGACAACGGACGGUGGAGGUAUGUGUCACACUGAUCAUGAAUUAGAUACUUCAGUGGUUUUCGUAGAAGGUCACGAAAACCUCCCGAUUUAAGAUGCUGUAGUUCCUAGGUGGAUGAUUUUCCGUCCCUUUCUCACUGUCUCACAAAUAGUCAAUGUUGAUACCUAAACAGUCAUUACAAGAUAAAUCAGCGCAUUGGAGACAGUCUCGCCACCAAAAAUCUGAAGUUUAUAGCAAGGUUUUUAGGCACGGUUCAACUCCUUAAAUCGCUUUGUUUGCUGCGCGCCCGUUUUUUUCCUAUUCCUAUUCAAAAUUGCCCGACAUAGACUUCAUCCUGUUCUUUCCGUCCUUUGCGUCACUCGGCAGCAAACUUUAGUGUCAAAAGAGAAUAGUCACAAUGUAACAUCCAGUUAUUGAGGCGGAAAAAAACAAGAGAAUGUUAUGAAGUAGGCAGGUUUUAGUAUUUAGGACUGUUUCAGUUUGAAACUGUUUCUAAAUGUAAAAAUUUCAUGUUUUUACUUUUACAUAAAUUUUAAGACCACUAAAGGGUAAGCUGGAACAAAUUAACGCGAGUCAAGAGCGGUUAGAAAAUAAACUAAAAAUCGCGUUUAAAUCGCUGUUUCAUGGAGAUAAUUCAAAAUUGGAAAAUUUGGAUUGCAAGAAGCUUACAAUUUCUAAAAACCACUUUUUUUGGUUCUUUAAUCAAGGUUGGAUGAUGAUAUUCAAAGCUAUUGGUGGAAUAAAUUCUUCAUUAUCUUCUGGGGAUUUCUGGAAUUCAUCCGACACAUUUUCAGAAAAUGUUACCGCUGCCCUAGAUACCACUUCAUCCUACCGAGGAAACUACAAAAACCGUAUUGUACAAAGUUGGCAAAUGUUCAGUCCUAAAGAGGUAAAUACCGCUUCACACGCUGUGCUGACCUAAUGGGUUACAUCUUCCUAAAUAGGGUAUGAGUUAAGUGUAGAAAACUCAACACAGCGGUUGGUCAAGUGUGGGGCAUGCGCAGAUAGAUGAUGUAUGACCGGCUGCGCGCUAAUUUCCCGCUCAACAGCAAUCUGCAAAAGGAAGUAAAGUAAAGAAAAGGAAACUUUAAGACUUAUUAAAACAUAAGGGGAUAUUUGAUUUCGGGUAUUCCGUUGAUUUAGUUUUGUUUGGUGCUUUACCAAAGCUGUUAUACACCUUCACGGUUUGAACCCUUUAACCCCUGAGAGUGACUAGUAUCUAAUUUCUCCAUAGAAAAUCACUCCACAAUGGCACAUUAAGGUCAUGAGAAUAAAAGAAAUGAUCAUCAACUAAAGAAGCUCUUGAUUUUUAAACAAAUUCUCCUCGUUAGCACCUUUGGAAAUGUAGAGAGAACUUUAUGGAGAAUAUGCAUACUGAUGUUAGGGUGUAAAAGGGUUAAAUAUCGUAGCCUACAGGUUUUUGUGGUUUUUUUAGCCUGAAUUAACUACAUCUGUGUUGGGCCGCCUCUUAAGACACUUUUUAACAUCGUCUCAAUUCCUGCACAUGUGGAGACAUUUUAUACUUGUGGUUAACUAAACCCAGAAUUUCGUUUCGUGAUCGUGACAGGUUUCUGCUACCCUGCGAGAGUUGAUUAUCUUGACAAAGAGCCCGGCGAAAUGACCCAAGCCGAGGCUCGAACUCAAACUUUAAGUCUUGCAUGAAGAAAGUGUUUGUUCCCUUCUAAAGUUGUUGCCCGGAAAUUUUAAGUUUCUAAAAUGGUUAUAGAUGUUACACUCUGCGUAAUUACACGUUGCAUUCUUGGCUAAAAGGCAACGCGUUUCUCGGUUUGUAAUGAGCAUCGAAGUAACACAGGGUACUAUUUGACUACUUUUGUCUUGAGACCUGUGAAAUGUGGGAAUGGCUAGGCUAGGCUCCCUUAACCCUUGAAGUGAUUAACAUGAAACUUCUCCCCAUAAUAUCCAUACAUUAUCUAGCAAACUGGUGAUGAGAAUACUCAAAUCUAUCAGGAAUUGUUAUCUUUAACGCUCGAAACGUCAGCUUUGAAACUCUUAACGGUGGCCACUUCACGUCAUCAACUCGGUUGAUAUUACCAAAUUACCUUGUUAUACUCUCGCACCGACGCAGCACCACGGUUUGUACAGAAACUUUACCCCCUUUAUUCAUUUAACCCUUCAACCCCACAAGUGACCAAGACAGAAUUUCUCCUUACAACAUCAAUACAAUAUCAAGCAGGUAGGUGAUGAGAAUAGAGAAUAUCAAUUAUGGGAUUAUUAGUUGAUCCAAUACUAAAUUCUCUGAACUAACAUCAUAAGAAAGAAUUGUAUGGCAGAUAGCAAAGAGAAUCACUAAUUAGAUCUUGGGAGUAAAAGGGUUAAAGAUAUAUUUUUUAUGUCACUGUAGGCUCGUGUAGCACUUUACACAAAUGGGACCGAAGUCGUGUCUAUCAUAUUCAGUGCAAAAGGGACAACACACUUGAACUGGUUUUCACAAAAAAAUCUUAUUCAAUCACCAUGGAUUGAUCUUAGGAACGCAAAAACAUAUUUCCCUUUCACAUCAAUGGCCACUAUAAGGUGCGCAGCUUUGAAAUUACUGCCAGCUACGGGGGAUGUGAGCUAG
Messenger RNA from Pocillopora meandrina, 2990 nucleotides. The record is from the annotation of a GenBank genome assembly. NCBI's taxonomy places the organism in Eukaryota, Metazoa, Cnidaria, Anthozoa, Scleractinia, Pocilloporidae.